AUGUCUCAGCUGACCUGUAAGCUCACACUGUGUGCUCUUUGUGUCACUACACCUGUUGAAGGAGUGAUUCUGGCAGAUUAUGGCUCUUUUUGGAGGGAUCAUCGUCGCUUUGCUCUGAUGACUUUGAGGAACUUUGGUCUGGGGAAGGAUUCCAUGGAGGAGAGGAUUCACGGAGAGCUGCGAUACACCAUUGAUACACUGGAAAAGAGCAUUGGCAAAAGCUUCAGUCCUCGACUUAUGUUUCAUAAUGCGGCUUCCAACAUCAUCUGCCAGGUUCUGUUUGGGACACGUUACGAGUAUGAUGAUGAGUUCAUCAAAGUGAUCGUUCAAUGCUUCACUGAGAAUGCCAAGAUAGCUAAUGAACCAUGGGCUAUGCUGUAUGACACUCUUCCCAUGAUUCACAACCUGUCACUGCCCUUCAUAAAGGCCUUGAAGAAUGCUAAGACUUGUCAGAAUCUUGUGAAGACAGAGCACAAGAAGACCAGAGUGCCUGGAGAGCCACGAGACUUUCUUGACUGCUAUCUGGAUGAAAUGGAAAAGGGUACAAUGAUCAUCCCUGACCUGACCUCAGUGUUGAGUGAGGAGGGACAAUGGAAAUUCUCUCAUGAAUUCAACCCUGAAAACUUCCUCAAUGACAAGGGAGAGUUUGUUAAACCAGAGGCCUUCAUGCCUUUCUCCGCAGGUCCUAGGAUGUGUCUUGGAGAGGGUCUGGCUCGUAUGGAACUCUUUCUCGUCAUGGUGACGCUGCUGAGGAAGUUCAAGUUCAUCUGGCCUGAGGAUGCAGGGGUGCCAGACUACUCUCCGGUCUAUGGGGUCACUUUAACUCACAAACCUUAUCAAAUGAAGGUCCAACACAAGGCAAUGCAGUAAGGCGGUCUGCAGACA
Messenger RNA from Micropterus salmoides (largemouth bass), 885 nucleotides. Its product is annotated as cytochrome P450 2C15-like. The record is from RefSeq and is a predicted model, not a curated record. Gene Ontology annotation, cellular component: intracellular membrane-bounded organelle; cytoplasm. Bases 1 to 870 code for a protein of 289 amino acids. Gene Ontology annotation, biological process: xenobiotic metabolic process. Gene Ontology annotation, molecular function: heme binding; iron ion binding; oxidoreductase activity, acting on paired donors, with incorporation or reduction of molecular oxygen, reduced flavin or flavoprotein as one donor, and incorporation of one atom of oxygen. The transcript is spliced from 7 exons. NCBI's taxonomy places the organism in Eukaryota, Metazoa, Chordata, Actinopteri, Centrarchiformes, Centrarchidae.